Molecule: messenger RNA, 1714 nt
Organism: Doryrhamphus excisus (bluestripe pipefish)
Lineage: Eukaryota; Metazoa; Chordata; Actinopteri; Syngnathiformes; Syngnathidae
Gene: map2k6
Product: mitogen-activated protein kinase kinase 6
Biological process (GO): protein phosphorylation; MAPK cascade
Molecular function (GO): ATP binding; MAP kinase kinase activity
Source: RefSeq, a predicted model, not a curated record
CCGAGAUCCAAGUUGGGAGCACAGCCGCCCGUGUCGGCCCGCCAUGUAGCUUCGCUGCACGGCUCCUUCGUGCACGACGCUCGCCAUUGCAGCGGCGCUCCGUGCGCGCACACGCACGCGGCGGACGUGCAUGCGGACCGAGUCUUUUGCGUUGUGCAUGUGUGCUGCACGAGCCCCAUCGCGAGGCUCCAUGGAGGGCGGGAGCGAGAGGGACGGCUCCCCUCCCCGCCACCCCGGCAGAGGACACAUGUCUCAGGCCAAGGGAGGCAAGAAGAAACCUGCUCUCAAACUGUCCAAAGAAGUCUUUGAGCAGCCUACUGCCGCACUGCCGCCAAGAGAUUUAGAUUCCAAAGCUUGUGUGACCAUCGGCGACAAGAAUUUCGAGGUGAAGGCUGACGACUUGGAGCAGAUCAGCGAGCUGGGCCACGGCGCGUACGGCGUGGUGCACAAGAUGAGACACGUCCCCAGCGGCGUCAUCAUGGCGGUCAAGCGGAUCCGGGCCACCGUCAACACGCAGGAGCAGAAGAGGCUGCUCAUGGACUUGGACAUCUCCAUGAGGACGGUGGACUGCUUCUACACCGUCACGUUCUACGGGGCGCUCUUCAGGGAAGGCGACGUGUGGAUCUGCAUGGAGCUGAUGGACACGUCCCUGGACAAGUUCUACAAGAAGGCCAUCGAGAAAGGCCGCACCAUUCCGGAGGACAUCCUGGGAAAGAUCGCCGUCUCGAUCGUCAAAGCGUUGGAGCAUCUUCACAGCAACCUUCAGGUCAUCCACAGAGACGUCAAGCCUUCCAACGUGUUGAUCAACACGCAGGGUCAGGUGAAGAUGUGCGACUUCGGCAUCAGCGGCUACUUGGUGGACUCGGUGGCCAAAACCAUGGACGCCGGCUGCAAGCCUUACAUGGCGCCCGAGAGGAUCAACCCUGAAACCAACCAGAAAGGCUACAGCGUCAAGUCGGAUAUUUGGAGUUUAGGAAUCACCAUGAUCGAGCUCGCCAUCCUGCGCUUCCCGUACGACUCGUGGGGCACGCCCUUCCAGCAGCUGAAGCAGGUGGUGGAGGAACCUUCGCCUCAACUUCCUGCUGAGACGUUCUCCCCCGAAUUUGUGGACUUCACGUCACAGUGCUUGAAGAAAGUCUCCAAAGAGCGUCCCACCUACGCUGAACUCAUGCAACAUCACUUCUUCACCUCUCACGAGGCCAAAGAAACCGAUGUGGCGACCUUUGUCAAGGUCAUCCUGGGGGACUGAGUGCCCCGACCCCUCCCCCUUUGUCUCGACUCCGCCCACCCCGUGGAAGGUCACGUGCACGUGUGUGUGUAUACGUGUGUGUAUCAGAUGAAUGAAAUGUAAACCUGCAACUCACAUGUACUCCUUUUUCGUUGAUUGUUUGAUUGACAUAUUUAUUUGAGUGUUCUUGAGGUGGGCGGGGCCUGAAGAAAACGUCAUCAAACGUCCCUCUCACUCAUCCGACUGACUGACCUCCGUCACUGGGGAGGAACCUGCCCCCCCCUCUCUCCCCCCGUCCCCCAGCUGCUCAAAGACUUUCUUCUGUCUGCUUGUUGUGCCGCCUGACCUUUGAGCUCUGUUGCUUUGCUAGCAUGUGGCCUCUUAGCGAUCAGAGAUGCUACGUGGAGACGAGCUCUCACUCCCGUCAAGACUGAUGACUGUUUCGAAUUUUAGAUUGUGUGCAAACGCCAAUUAAAAAAAACAAAG